This is a messenger RNA of Cololabis saira (Pacific saury), 1565 nucleotides long. It is a transcript of the gene perp, whose product is annotated as p53 apoptosis effector related to pmp22. The transcript is spliced from 3 exons. Gene Ontology annotation, cellular component: cell-cell junction; membrane. Gene Ontology annotation, biological process: cell-cell adhesion. The record is from RefSeq and is a predicted model, not a curated record. NCBI's taxonomy places the organism in Eukaryota, Metazoa, Chordata, Actinopteri, Beloniformes, Belonidae. The coding region runs from base 84 to 638 and encodes 184 amino acids.
CGUCGGACUCCUCAGUCCUGCAGUAUCUUCCAGGUCCCGGGUCCGUGUCUGCUCUCUCCUGCUCCUGCUCUCCCACCGUGACCAUGUUCCGCUGCGGCGUCGCCUACCCCCGGUUCAGGUGGAUCCUGCCGCUGCUGCUGCUGUUCGCACUCAUCUUCGACAUCAUUGCCGUGGCGGCCACGUCGGGAUGGGUCGAGGACGAGGACGCCGAGACCCACUACGCCAGUAUGUGGAAGGAGUGCCGAGGCAGGAACGACCACUGGAGCUGCGAGUCCCUGAUGAGGCACUCUUGGGCCCAGGCAGUUGCUGCUCUGAUGAUCAUUGGCCUCAUCCUGCUCAUCCUCGCCUUCAUUCUCUCUGUUGUGGCCAUGUGUAAUGUCAACAUUGCUCUUCUGGGUGUCACUGCAAUACUGCUAGUCGUUGUUGUGAUCGUCCAGAUCAUCGCUCUCAUCAUCUACCCCGUCAAGUUCAAGGAGGAGAUCUUCGAGGGCCAGUACUACUUCACUUGGGCCUACGGCUUCGGCUGGGGGGCCACCAUCCUCUGCAUCGGCUGCAGCUUCCUCUUCUGCUGCCUGAGAAAUUAUGAGGAUGACCUACGCGGUGACGCAAAGCCCAAAUACAUCUAUACCUCCUCCUAAAGACAAAACCUGCUCGUCUGACCAGUCACAGCUAUUUCCAUCUUUCUCUUGAUCUCUGCUGUCUGAUGAACAUUUUCACUCGGUACCAUUUAACCAAAACUCCACAGCUCUGUUAGAUUUGGUUUGGUUAGAUUAAGCUGGACUGUGAUUGGAUGUGGCACCAGCCUUGAUGUUAGUUUUGUAUUUUGUAUUUAGUCAGCAUUUUUCAGAAAUUUUGUUUUUUAUUUUCUAACCAUACUGAACUUAUUCAUGUGCUUUUAACUAUCACCCAAGUGCACUUAACUUAAAGGAUAUAGUUUUGUGUAAAAUAUAGCUUUCACCUGAUUUCUUACAAAAAUACAGUACUCCGUGUCUUUAAUUCUGUGUGCAGCUUUGCAUCAAGAGAGUCUUGCAGUGGAAUCUCUGGUUGAAUAUAAUGCGUACAUACAGAUAUGCACAUGCGAUUUAUCAGCCAUUUUUGCACCUUUUUUAUGCAUUUUCUUAUCUGCUGUUUGCCUGAUGAGUUUUGUAUUAUUAUUAUAAAGUGGAUGUAACUGGGACAUAGCUGUGCUGUUUUUGGGCGCUUAGUGGAAAUCAUUUAUAAUACAGUUUAAGUGAAGUGUUUGAUAUGACACAGAAGAAGUGUAAGAUUUAUUUGAUCUUGUUGUGAUUGUGAGUUUCCACUGACGUGGAUAGCUGAUUUGAGAGCUGGAUCCCUUUUUCUAAUUACAUUAUCAUGUUUUCUUUAAACAUGUUUAAACUAGUUUUUUUAAAACAUGUAAUACACCUGUUUAAAAUUAUCCAUAAAAGGCUACUGAACCAUUUGUUUAUAUGGUUGUUUAAUGAUGUCAAAUUGAGGUUCAAAGGGAACAAAAGGAAUGAGUUUAAUCUGUUUUAGUGUCUACAUGUAAAUCGUGGAUUUACAGUGAAAACUUCAUCGUGUUACAC